This is a messenger RNA of Penicillium antarcticum, 1659 nucleotides long. RefSeq names its product splicing factor cactin. The record is from RefSeq and is a predicted model, not a curated record. NCBI's taxonomy places the organism in Eukaryota, Fungi, Ascomycota, Eurotiomycetes, Eurotiales, Aspergillaceae. Gene Ontology annotation, molecular function: protein binding. Gene Ontology annotation, cellular component: spliceosomal complex; cytoplasm. The coding region runs from base 1 to 1659 and encodes 552 amino acids. Gene Ontology annotation, biological process: mRNA cis splicing, via spliceosome. The transcript is spliced from 5 exons.
AUGUCUUCGCGACUUCCAGAUCGAUCAGAUUCUAGGCGCAACCGGUCGCGAUCGCCGUACUCACAGCGCCAGCAGAACCAUCCCCGCCGCGACGAUAGAGAAUGGCGGGAUCGACAAGACUCCGAUCGCAAAUGGGAUAAUGGGAGACCUGGUCCCUCUCAACAGCCUCGCAAUAUGCGCGACCAAGUCCGUCUCAACUUGCUUCAAGAAGAUCAGCAAGUGCGCGAGUGGGUCGCGCAGGAGGACGUGUUCGUGCUGAAGCAGGCCAAGAAGAAGGCAGAGAUCCGAGUCAAGGAAGGUCGCGCAAAGCCUAUCGACUGGCUUACGGUCACUCUGCGUGUAAUCGAUCCUACCCGCGAUCCUUUGGACGAUGAGAUUGCAGACUCCGAUCUCGAUGUCGUGGACCCAGAUGGCGUGUUCGAGGGUCUGUCGCAGACCCAGCUACAAGACCUUGAGAAGGACAUCGAUACAUUCGUGAAUCUUGAAACAAAUGCGCAGAACCGCGACUUUUGGCAGACUAUGAAAGUCAUCUGCCGAGACCGUCAAAAGACCUCUACACCCGAAGGGCGUGCCCUGAGCUCUGUUGCUGCCGAUAUCAACAAGCUGUUGAGCCCCAAAUCUUACGAACAACUAAAAAAUCUGGAAGUACAAGUGAGAAGAAAGUUGAACUCGAACGAGCCGAUUGAUACAGACUACUGGGAAGAACUGCUCCGCAGUCUUACAGUUUGGAAGGCAAGGGCGAGACUGAGGAACGUUUAUCAAACUAUCAUUGAGGAGCGUGUCCGCGACUUGAGAAAGCAGCAGACGGAGGAAGCUGAAUCAAUCCGGGCGAAACUGGCGCCUCUUGCUCCUGUUGUCAUCGCAGGUGACACCACAAACUCUGCUGAAUUUGAAGGCUUGGAUCCAGACCCAUUGCUCCAAAUUCGCCCCGAGGACAAGAUUUUGGAAAUUAUGGACGAGUCUGCAUUCCUGAACCAAGUGGCGCGCGAACGUCAGAAAAUUCUCCGCAUGGGCUUUGUCCCACUUCGUCAGCGAGCUACUGAAAAGUCCGCGACAGUGGCAAACCCAACAUCUACGGGCACGCCCGCGGUAUCUACAUCCACCAGAUUCUCCUCCAUCCCGAACGAGGACUUCUCCCAAGCAACCAAAGCGCUCUACGAAAGGGAGCUUGCUAAGGGCGUCAGCGAGAAUGAGGAGAUCUUUACCGGUGAAGAGGCCGUCAGUACGGUAUCGCAACCCCAAUGGGCUGGUAAACAUCGGCCCAGAAAACCCCGCUACUUUAACCGAGUUCAAAUGGGUUACGAAUGGAACAAAUACAACCAAACUCAUUAUGACCAUGAUAACCCGCCACCCAAGGUUGUACAGGGUUACAAGUUCAAUAUCUUUUACCCCGACUUGAUCGACAAAACCAAGGCCCCAACAUAUCGCAUCGAACGUGAAAAUGGUCGCAAGCGCGGUGAAUCAACGGCCGAGGCGGGCGAGGAGGACACAUGUCUCAUUCGGUUUAUGGCUGGACCACCGUACGAAGACAUUGCUUUCCGGAUUGUCGACAAAGAAUGGGACUACAGUGCAAAGCGAGAGAGGGGUUUCAAGAGUACCUUCGACAAGGGAAUUCUUCAACUUCAUUUCCAAUUCAAAAGGAUCUAUUACCGGAAGUAA